This is a messenger RNA of Podarcis raffonei (Aeolian wall lizard), 1413 nucleotides long. It is a transcript of the gene HSD17B8, whose product is annotated as hydroxysteroid 17-beta dehydrogenase 8. The record is from RefSeq and is a predicted model, not a curated record. The transcript is spliced from 9 exons. Gene Ontology annotation, molecular function: oxidoreductase activity, acting on the CH-OH group of donors, NAD or NADP as acceptor. Bases 23 to 763 code for a protein of 246 amino acids. Lineage: Eukaryota; Metazoa; Chordata; Lepidosauria; Squamata; Lacertidae.
CCGGUCCUUCCCCCACAGAGCGAUGGCCGCCCACCUGCGGCUGCGAGGGACCCUGGCCCUGGUGACAGGGGGCGGCAGCGGCAUCGGCCGCGCCAUCUGUGCCCGCUUUGCCCGCGAAGGGGCCCAGGUGGCCAUAGCGGACUGCGAUGAGGCCGGUGCAGCCCAGACGCUCCGGGGGCUCCAGGCGGGCGACCACCAGGCCCUGCGCGUCGACGUGGGGUGCGCCAAGAGCGUGGCCGACCUCGUGGCCCAGAUCCAGGCCCGCUUCUCCCGCCCGGCCAACGUCUGCGUCAACUGCGCCGGGAUCACCAUGGACGAGUUCCUGCUGAAGCAGACGGAGGAGGCCUUUGACACCGUCCUCAGGGUCAACCUCAAGGGGACCUUCCUGGUGACGCAGGCCGUGGCGAAGGCGCUGGUGGCAAGUGGGGCUUCGGGGGGCUCCAUCAUCAACCUGGGGAGCAUCGUGGGCAAGGUGGGGAAUCUGGGGCAGGUGAACUAUUCAGCCUCCAAGGCCGGGGUAGAGGCCCUCUCCAAGACAGCAGCCAAGGAGCUGGCCAGGUACGGGAUCCGCUGCAACACGGUUCUGCCAGGGUUCAUCCGCUCCCCCAUGACGGACAAGGUCCCCCAGAAAGUGCUGGACAAGUUUGCCGCCAUGGUGCCGCUGGGACGCCUCGGGGAGCCCGAAGGUCAGAUGUUGCCGAGGUUUGUGCUUUCCUGGCCUCCGACGACAGCCGCUACAUCACCGGCGCCAGCCUGGAGGUGACCGGGGGUCUUUUCAUCUGAUGCCUUUUCCUGCCUCUGGAGAAACCCGCCCCCCACCCACAAGGAAACCACACUCCCUGAUGCCCCCCCCCCACUUUCAAAGGAAGGACUUGAGGGGCAGGUUCCUCCUUCACUGUGGAGAGGACCCUGUCUAGGAGAAGCUCCCGGCUAACAUCUUUGAAUGCAAGAUUUGGGGAGGGGGCUUAGAGGCAGGGGGGCCUCUCCCCCCCCCCAGAAGAGAGGGGGGUCUUUUGCACAAGAGCGAGGCUAAGAUCUCGCCGGACAGAGACCCCAGACUUCCACUCCGAGGAUUUUUGUGCCUUGUUUGGGGAUAUAUAUUGCUCAGUUAAAUCAACAGCUUCUACAAAUACGCAGGCGAUCAAAGUGCCUCUUUGAGAAACACUUUAAUGCUGUGAGCCACCUUGAAAUAGGGAAAAUUAAGGGAAAUUUAAGGGAAAUGCAGAAAUUGUUGCUUGAGGACUGCGGGAAGAGACACUUUUUCAACCCGAACAAACACCGGCAGGCUUACACAGCCUCAAAUAUAUGUGAAUGGGAACAAGAUAUAUAAGAGUCGUUUUACAAUCGACUCUCUCCCAUGUAUUCUGCCGUGUUGUCCCUCCCCCCCAGGAAAUAUCCCUGGGGGUGACUCUU